AUGCGGUACAGACCGCCUUUGCCUCCGCGAUUUUCCGCUCUGCAUUCAACGGUGCCCCUCAUUGAGCGAUACAAAGUUGCGUCGAUCUCGCGAUCGCCAGAGACUGUAGCGAAGGUUCGGGAAGCGUGGAGGGUGCAGCGACUGCGAGUGCAUCGCGCGCCUCCGGCCCGGACGGCUCUAGUGCGCCGUGACAUAACACGAUCGCCCCGCCCCGUCGCUCUCGCUCGCUCGCCUGCUUGCGAGCGGGACGGAAGCUCUCCCACCGAAGCCUCCGGCGCGGUUUCCGAGAAAAGCCAACUGUCAUUAUUCGACGCGGAUCGUUCUCCGGCCGGCGGCCUCAUGAAUGAAACGCGCUCGGCCCGCAGGUGCACAACCCCGGGCGAUGGGCCCCCGAGAGAAAUUGCCCAAAACGCACAGCGGCCACGCGAUGUCCACACGCAACAACUCUCGGCGGCUAAUUCGCUGCGCAGGAAGUGCUCGACGAUGCUUUUUUGUUCCCGUUUGCACGGCACAGUGGACACG
This is a messenger RNA of Iphiclides podalirius (scarce swallowtail), 522 nucleotides long. Lineage: Eukaryota; Metazoa; Arthropoda; Insecta; Lepidoptera; Papilionidae. The record is from the annotation of a GenBank genome assembly.